Molecule: messenger RNA, 1857 nt
Organism: Punica granatum (pomegranate)
Lineage: Eukaryota; Viridiplantae; Streptophyta; Magnoliopsida; Myrtales; Lythraceae
Source: RefSeq, a predicted model, not a curated record
GUGAUGGACAAUGGGAAUGUGGAGGUGACACUCAACAAUCCUCAGGGGGACGUCAUUGGCAUCAGACACGGCGGAAUCGACAAUUUACUCGAAUUCCAUCACAAAGAGAGCAACCGAGGGUACUUGGACUUGGUGUGGAAUAGGCCAAGAGAAAAAGGCAGAUAUGACCGGGUUGACGGAACGAAAUUUGAGAUCAUAACCCAAACAGAAGACACCGUGGAGAUAUCGUUCGUCCGAACAUGGGAGAACUCAACCUAUUCUUAUGUGUCGCCGCUUAUCAUUGACAGGAGAUACAUAAUGCGCCGGAAUGUUUCCGGAUUCUAUGCGUAUGCCAUACUUGAGCAUCCAGAAGGUUGGCCUGCGUUUGAGAUGGGCCAGGCUAGGGUUGUCUACAAACUCAAUGGACAAAAGUUUCACUUCAUGGCUAUGUCCGAUGACAGGCAGAGAGUUAUGCCAACGGAACAAGACAGGAGCCGGGGCGAGACCCUUGCUUAUAAAGAAGCUGUUCUGAUUACCCAUCCAUCGAAUCCAGAGCUUCAAGGAGAGGUGGAUGACAAGUACCAGUACUCUGGGGAGACUGAUGAGACUAAGGUGCGCGGGUGGAUAAGCGAUGACCCGAAGAUUGGCUUUUGGAUGAUCACACCAAGCGAUGAGUUCCAUGCAGCUGGCCCGCUGAAGCAAGAGCUCACCAACCACGUCGGCCCCGUCCUUCUCAAUAUGUUCAUGAGCAGGCACUUCGCCGGAAGAGACAUAAAUGCAGCAUUCGGGGAAGGGGAAGAGUGGAAGAAGGUGUUUGGACCUUACAUGGUCUAUAUCAACUCAGCUACUUCUGAGCAUCCCUCUUCCAGAUCACUCUGGGAAGAUGCCAAACAUCAGAUGAAAAUCGAGACCGAGAGUUGGCCAUAUGACUUUACUCGAUCGAAAGAUUACCCUCAUUCCAGUGAACGGGGCACUGUUUCGGGUCAACUCUUUGUCCGUGACAGAUACAUGAACGAGAAUGAUAUGCCGGGCGCCUCUGCAUAUGUUGGACUGGCGGCUCCCGGAGAGGUCGGAUCAUGGCAACAGGAAGGCAAAGGCUAUCAGUUCUGGACUGGGGCCAAUGAAGAUGGUCACUUCGUGAUUAAAAACAUCCGAGCCGGUGUUUAUAACUUGUACGCUUGGGUGCCGGGAUUUAUCGGAGACUACAAAUACGAAGACAACAUCAUCGUUACAGAAGGAUCCGAAAUAAGAUUGGACGGGAUUGUCUAUGAGCCUCCGAGAUACGGACCCACAAUUUGGGAAAUGGGCAUCCCUGACCGCAAGGCUGACGAAUUUUACGUGCCGGAUCCAUCCCCGAUGCUGGUGAACAAGCUAUUCAUCAACUCGAAGCCCGACAGGUUCAGGCAGUACGGUCUGUGGUCAAGGUAUUCGGAGAUCUAUCCAGAUGGUGAUCCGGUUUAUACCAUAGGAGCCAGUGACUACACUAAGGACUGGUACUUUGCUCACGUCACGAGAGAUAAUGGAAACUCCACGUUCGUGCCAACUACAAGGACUAUAAAUUUCGAGCUUCCACGAGUAUAUCCAUGGGCAAGCUAUAGAUUACAGAUUGUGGUGGCUGCAUCCCAGGCAGCUCAGAUUCAGGUGCGGUUCAAUGACCCCUGGAGGAGGAGGCCCCAGUUUUCGACGAGGACAGCAGGGUGGGACAAUGCCAUAGCGAGACACGGGAUCCACGGGCUGUACCACUUGUACAGCUUCGAAGUUCCAUGGUAUUAUCUCCGCCUGGGAACCAACACCCUCUCUCUCACUCAGCCCCGCGCCUGGGGUGCUUUCACGGGGUUGAUGUACGACUACAUUCGCUUUGAAGGCCCUCCCCGAUGA